AAAUUCCGAUAGUUGCAUAGGUGAUAAGGUUCUGCGACUCGGGUGUAAUGUCGCUUCGUAAAUAAAAAAAUCAUUGAUAUUCCGGAAAUAAAAAUUACUACAUUCAAUAACUUUUACACUAAUCGUAAUCAUAUAGUAACAGCUUACAAAUAUUAUAAGUACAAACUUCAUUUAAACAAAUCUGAGACAUUAAUAUAAAUACAACGUAACCACGAUAACGUUCACAAACGAGUUUUUAUAAUUUGUAAUUAAGUGAGCUACACGUAGCAUAUAAAUUAUACAGUAUUCUCGUCAUAACAGUAAUUUAACAUACAAAUCAACAACAUUAAGCAAUCUAUCGACCUAUAGUUCCUGUUGGUCAAUUCAUAUCAGUUGUAUAAAAGCAUUUUUUAAAUCAAAUUUUUAACAUUCGACUAAUAGUGUUCGAGUAGUCAAUUCAAAGACAUCAUCAAUUAUUCAAAGACCAAUGAAAGCUGAACAACCAUUACAACUCGUAGGAGUGAUCAGUGUAGAAUCAGUUAAUGUAAAAUUUUCUAUAAUAUCAAGUUCAAAUGGUAAUGUCUUAAUAGAAUCUUCAAAACCAGUUGAACUUAUUAAACUUUAUCCAGAAUGGGUUGAAGUUGAUCCAGAAAGCAUUUGGAAUUCAUUGAAAAUUAUUAUUGAAGAGGUAAUAAAUGAAUUAAUUUCUAAUGAUAUAUCCUUGGAUUGUAUCAAAGUUAUCAGUAUUAUAAAUGAACGAGAUACUGUUGUAGCUUGGGAUUCAGAAACAAAUAAACCACUUUACAACGCCAUACAUUAUAGUGAUAAUCGUACAGAUUCAAUUAUUCAAGAUUAUGUUUCAAAAGAUCCAAAUGUAUUUAAGUAUGUAGAAGAAAUAACUGGUCUCAAAGUAGUGUCAAUGUUUAGUGCACUUAAAUUAAAAUGGUUAUUUGAAAAUGUAGAUAAUAUAAAAAUAUCUACUGUUAAAGAAACAGUUAAAUUCGGAACAUUAGAUACAUGGUUAACUUGGAAAUUAACCAAUCGAAAUUUAUAUAUCACUGAUGUAACUAAUGCAUCUAGAACUUUAUUAAUGAAUUUGAAGACACUUAAAUGGUCAGAAAAAGCAUGCAAAAUAUUUAACAUUCCUUUUUCAUUACUUCCAACAAUUAAAAGUAACUCUGAGUUAUAUGGAAAAAUAAAUAUUACACGUUUGAAGGGUAUAAUGAUUGGAGCUAUUAUAGCUAAUCAUCAGGCUGCUUUUUAUGUUAAAUGUAGAAGUUUUGGACAAGUUAUGAGUAGAUAUAAUGAUAGUUGUAUAACAUCAUGUAAUAUUGGGAAUGAAGUAAUUCAAUCAAAACAUGGAUUAAUUACUUCAGUUGCCUAUCAAAUUGGCAAUGAAUCUGUUUCUUAUGCACUCGAAGGAUGGACAUCAGUAGGAGGAAAAAUAACAGAAUGGUUGAAAAAUAAUAUGAAAAUCAUAAACUCGGAAGAUGAACUUAAAACAUUAGACAUUGAUGUAAGUGAUAUAUAUAUUGUACCUGCAUUCAAUGGACUUGCCACCCCAUAUUGGAGACCUGAUGCUACAGGUAUAAUAUGUGGGAUGACACAUUAUACAAAUAAAAAACAUAUUAUUCGAGCAUCAUUAGAAUCCAUAUGUUUCCAUACAAAAGACAUUUGUAUUGCAUUACAAAAAGACAUUGGAAUAACAACAUCACAGUUAAUGGUAGAUGGCAAAUAUUCAUGUUAUGAUAUUUUAUUGAAUUACCAAGCAGAUAUUUUAGGAGCAAAUAUAAGAAGGUUACACGCUACUGAUAUGGCAAUAUAUGGAGCGGCAGAAAUAGGAGCAAAAUCUGUCGGUUUAGAAUUUAAUGAUACCAAUAGUUCUGAUUUCAUAUCUAAGCCAACAACUACAGAAAAUGAAAGGAAUAAUCGCUAUUAUAAAUGGUUAAAAGCGGUACGUAGAAGUUGUGGAUGGAAAAAACCAGUACAAAUUGACAAAAAACUAAACAAGUUUGACAUUUUUAGUACAAAUAUAUUAUCUACAGCUUAUUUAGUAGCAAUGAUGGGUAUGAUGGUGAUAUCAGAUAAUAAGUAAAUAACAUAAGUAUACGUCACAUACAGAUUGUAAUUUCUGUAUGAAUUUCAAAUAUCAUAGCUGUACUAUAUUUUAUUUAAAAAAUUGCAUAUAUUUGUAUAUUAGUUACAUAUAUUGUUAUUAUAUACUCAAGCAUAAUGUUAAAAGAAAGGAUUAACAUUAAAUAAAUUAUACUUGAGCAUUAAAUAAAAAACAUCUAAUGGUAUCAUUAACUGUAACCAUUUGCCUUUUUAAUAUUACUGUUAACCAUUAAAAUUUUUUUUUUAUAUGAAAAAUGUUUUAAUUUUAAAUUAUUU
Molecule: messenger RNA, 2370 nt
Organism: Daktulosphaira vitifoliae (grape phylloxera)
Lineage: Eukaryota; Metazoa; Arthropoda; Insecta; Hemiptera; Phylloxeridae
Product: probable glycerol kinase
Exons: 1
Coding region: 467-2074 (535 amino acids)
Biological process (GO): glycerol metabolic process; triglyceride metabolic process; glycerol-3-phosphate biosynthetic process
Cellular component (GO): mitochondrion
Molecular function (GO): glycerol kinase activity
Source: RefSeq, a predicted model, not a curated record